Molecule: messenger RNA, 1275 nt
Organism: Nelumbo nucifera (sacred lotus)
Lineage: Eukaryota; Viridiplantae; Streptophyta; Magnoliopsida; Proteales; Nelumbonaceae
Gene: MAP18
Product: microtubule-associated protein 18
Cellular component (GO): plasma membrane
Source: RefSeq, a predicted model, not a curated record
GGGUUGUAAACCUUGUUUGCCCUUUGGUGGAGAGACAGUUGGCAGGAACAGUUUGAUCGAGCUGGGCUCUGUAGGCUGCUUCUGGUAAAUAGUUGGGGAGACGACGACAGAUCAGAUUGCAGAAAACAGCGAGGACUGAUUGAGAUUUGAGAGAUUUGUCUUUCUGCUCUUUAGUUUCUCGUAUGGAAUUUCUCUGAGAUUUUGUUCUUUCACUUCAUUCUCAUUUCUCAGUGGUUGUAUAUUUUUGUUUCUUGAUUUGUUCGUGGUUUUGAGUUGAGAAUCGAUAUGGGUUACUGGAAAUCCAAGGUUCUUCCCAAGCUCAAGAAGGUUUUUGAGAAGAACGGCACUAAGAAGGCUGCUGCUGCUGAAGCAUGCAAGUCCUUUGAUGAAUCCAAGGAAACGAUCGACAAGGAGUUCGAAGAGAAGAAGACUGAACUCCAGCCCAAGGUCAUCGAAAUCUAUGAAGCUUCUUCCACUGAAAUCAAGACUUUGGUGAAGGAACGUAAAGAUGGAGGAAUCAAAAAGCACUCAGCAGCAGUUAACAAGUUCCUGGAAGAACUAGUUAAAAUUGAGUUCCCGGGAUCGAAACAGGUGAGUGAAGCAUCUUCAAAGUUCGGGCCACCACUAGUUUCGGGGCCAGUAUUUUUUGUGUUCGAGAAGGUGUCGACCUUUAUCGUGAUAGAAGAGAAAGCAGCGGAGACAACAACGACAGAAGCAGGCACGACAACCGAAAGCAAAGAGAAGGAAAUAGUCAUAGAAGCAGAAGAGAAGGAGGAAGAGGAGGUGAAAGCCCCCGUUGAGGAGGCUCCUGCUCUGGCCAAGGUGGAAGAAGCAGAGCCAAAGCCAGAGCCAGAGCCAGCAAAGGCAUGAAAGAAGAUGAAGAUUUUUAUUGUCGAUCCAUCAAGGUUAAGUCGUUUCACGUUUGGUAUAAGUAUAUAUAUAUAUAUAUAUAUAUAGAUAGAUUUGUUAAGAGUUAAAACCAGAAGACAUGAUUUGUUAUUCUUUCUUCUCUUCUUUCCUUGUAAGUUGUUCUCUGUCUUAUCUCCGUCUCUCUCUCUCUGAUUGAUAUUUAAGCUUCCAUGAAGAUGUUUAUGGGUUUUUGUGAAUGUAGUAGUUCUAUUUUUUUGGGGAAGGUUGGGGGUGGUAGGGCCUCCUCCUCCUCCUCCUCCCCUCUCUCUCUCUAUCUCCUUCCCUGCUGCUGUCUGUGUUAUCUUUUGUUCAUAUAAAAAAAAGGAGAAAACAGCUCUGAUGAAGAGUUGUAUUUGUUUGGAUUUA